CCCAACACGUGCACACACCCUCUCCUCUCAUUUCCCUCAUUUUCUCUUCAACUGCGUUCACUAGGGUUUUCUCUCUCUGUCUCUAUCUAGGGUUUCAUAGAGAGUCCAUCCUAAGAUGAGUAGCAACAACAAAGAUGAGCUCGACUUGUCCGAUCUCGGCGACGCCCUCCCCGCGGCAGCCGCCGCUCUUAGCGCAGAGGAUCGUGCUGGUCUUGUCAAUGCCCUAAAGAAUAAGCUUCAGAAUUUGGCUGGGCAACACUCCGAUGUUCUUGAGACUCUGCCCCCGAAGAUUCGGAAGCGAGUUGAUGUUCUCAGAGAGAUUCAGAGCCAACAUGAUGAGUUGGAGGCGAAGUUUUUCGAGGAGAGAGCAGCCCUUGAAGCUAAAUACCAGAAGCUUUACGGACCACUGUACGAUAAGAGGUGUGAAAUUGUAAAUGGUGUUGUAGAAGUUGAAGGAGUUACAAGUGAAGCCACAAUGGACCUCGAGGAUGAUAAGUCUACAGAAGCCGAGAAAGGUGUUCCCGAUUUUUGGCUCAAUGCAAUGAAGAAUAAUGAAGUAUUGGCUGAGGAGAUCUCAGAGCGCGAUGAAGAGGCCCUCAAAUAUCUUAAAGAUAUCAAGUGGUGUAGGAUUGAUAAUCCCAAGGGAUUUAAGCUCGAGUUCUUCUUUGAUACCAAUCAUUUUUUCAAGAACUUGGUUUUGACAAAAACAUAUCACAUGAUUGAUGAUGAUGAACCUAUUUUAGAGAAAGCAAUAGGAACGGAGAUUGAAUGGUAUCCAAGUAAAUGCUUGACUCAGAAGAUCCUUAAGAAGAAGCCGAAGAAGGGGUCUAAGAGUGCAAAACCUAUUACAAAGACUGAAAAAUGUGAAAGUUUCUUCAACUUCUUCAGCCCUCCCGAGGUUCCUGAGGAUGAAGAUGAUAUUGAUGAAGAUACUGCGGAAGAACUUCAGAACCAAAUGGAGCAAGACUAUGACAUUGGUUCAACCAUUCGGGAUAAAAUUAUCCCCCAUGCUGUCUCGUGGUUUACGGGGGAGGCUGUUCAAGGGGAUGACCUUGAAGACAUAGAUGAUGAGGAUGAGGAUGAAGAUGAUAAUGAUGAUGAAGAAGAUGAGGAUGAAGAUGAAGAAGAUGAGGACAAUGAUGAGGAUGCAGACGAAGAUGAAGAGAAGGUCAAAACCAGCACAAAGAAGCAGUCGUCUGGAUCAAAGAAGAGUAUGCGAGCUCUAGCUAAGGAAGGUCAGCAAGGUGAGCGUCCACCAGAAUGCAAGCAACAGUAGUAAUCAGAUUGCAGACAUCUUCGCUUGGGAACACAGGGUGGGGUGAUGUUUUGAGAGUUUUGGGUCUUUGAUUUGCCCCCCUGUUUAUUGAAAUUGUUUCUCUCUCUCAUAUUUUUUCUUGUGAGGAACAUUUAUAUUUUGUUGGGUAUCUUGGUAUUUCAUGGGUUGGGAUUGUUGUGAAUUUUAAUUGGAAAUACAGUGAAUUUUAGUUUUUAUGUUUCUUUUUUUGUAUACUUUCAUGAGUUAUUAGGGGACAGAAUGGAACAGUUGCCUGAGAGAAUCAGGACAAGACGAGGAGUGUAUUGUGUAUAAUUUUUAGUAAUAUUUGUAGGGUCUCAAGCAUUUGUGAUUGUGAAUGGAUAUUAAGCUGAAAUUUGAAAGCGAAUUCACUUUUCA
Molecule: messenger RNA, 1672 nt
Organism: Camellia sinensis
Lineage: Eukaryota; Viridiplantae; Streptophyta; Magnoliopsida; Ericales; Theaceae
Product: nucleosome assembly protein 1;2
Biological process (GO): nucleosome assembly
Cellular component (GO): nucleus
Source: RefSeq, a predicted model, not a curated record